AGUUAUUAAAACAGAUUUCAUAUUUAUAGUAAUUGCUAUUAAAAUAUAAUUAUGUAUAGAGUUGUCUGCUAUCAUUUGUAAGUGAAGUUGUGUAGAAGUCAUAGUCAGAAGUUGCAGCAGAGUAAAGUUUAUUAAAGGUUUGCAAAAUGCCUAAAACAUGCUGCAUAUGUUUAUCUUCAAAAGGAGAAAGUAAAAACUCAACAUUCUUCCCUAUCCCGAGAAGCAAUGAAGACUUAAAAAAGUGGGAAUAUAUUUUAAAACGAGAAAUCCCCACAGUAGGAUAUAUUUGUCAUCAACACUUUGAUGAAAAUUAUUUAAUACGACAUAUCAUACAUCAUCUUAUUAUUAUUAUUAUUAUUAUUAUUAUUAAAAAAAUGUGACAUAGUGAUACGUCAAAUGUUCCGCUAAAAUGACUUUUCAAUGAAUCGUUCGUCCGGUGAUUCUGGCCAAAGCUCUUCCAUGAGUUACAUAAAAUCGUCAACUUUUAAAUCCGUCUUCGAGCUGUGUGACGUAGUUUCGGUGAUAGUUUGUUGCCGAGCUGACACCUCCAUAAUGCUGAUCAUUGAGUCGAGUUCCAACGAAUACUGGAUCCCGUCCAUCAAAGUUACGGGGCUCAACAGCUGGCUGGGGCACCUAGCCAAGGACUUACUAAACGAUAUUUUCGGCUGCAAUGCCUCCGUCCAAGGCCUCAUGCGCUUGAACAAACUGUGGUUGCCUUCGCCACACAAGUUUUCCUACAUUUGCCACGCGAUUUUCACCGCCGAUGUCACACUCGAGAUGAAAAAGAAAUCGAAAAGUCCAUUCGGAAAAUACAGGGGGAAGAUCCGGUGGUGCAAUUUAGACGACAUUUUGAAACUUUUCGGUUCUAAUGUUUUGAAAAGUCCCGAAAUUUUGGAUUUCAUUGCGUGGAUUAACCGAAAACCUUCGGCGAUUUUAAACCCGCCUUCGGAUCACGAAACUGUUGGCAGUUUUAUGGAAAUUUCCGAAAAUGUUAUAGUUUCGGGGAAAAACACGAUUUAUGAACAAAUUGUGGAAGCUGCAGGGAUCGACCGUCAUGCCCAAGAAGUUCUUUACAAAGAGUUCGUCCUAAUGAGCUAUCCCGCUAUCUACCUAACUUUUACAAACUUCGCCAAAUUCGUCGUUGAUUUAGGUUGGACGAAAGAAGAAGCCACUCAUUUGUACCGAUCAGCGGACAUAUACGGACGUGGGGGAAUUUCUUUUCGUGAAUUUUUGUAUUUUUUGUCGGCCACUGAGCCGGGAACUAGCCAUGGGGGAGGUCCCGCAGAAUUGAGAUGUCGCUACAUUUUUCGGUACUUAGACACUGACAAAAAUAAUCUCCUCAAACGAGACGAGAUGAAAAAUUUGGUGAUUCUCGUGCGAAAAUCAAGGAAAAUGUCCCUGGACCCCACGCAAGUGGAGAAGGAAUUGGUCGAGUGUUACCAAUCGAUCGGAAUCGCCGAAACAUAUCCACUCACAAUGUCUGAUUUUCUUCGAGCUGUUGGUGAAUUGAAAGUACGAGGGACUUCGCAAAUUUUUCGCGCACCUAAUAGUGUCCAAAAAAUCAUAAAAGAUAUAAUUGAUCGAGACGCUAAAAGUCAGGAAGAGAGUCUCCAACCUGUUUCUAUUGGUGGUUAUGCCAAGUGCCCUCUGUACGAGUUGGGCAUUCACAGUGUUAAAAUUGGUAAUAUGAUCAACGUCGAACAGUUGUGGAGCAUUGAAAAUGCGACUUCUUGCACGAGCACACUUCCCGUCUCCGUCAACGAAACUUCGCGAAAAGUAUCAACCGAUAAAUUCCACCAGAAUUCCAAAUCGAACGAACUCCUUCGCUCUCUACGAAAACUUUACGACCUUAACAAAAAAACCACCUGUUACAUUAAACUCGACUCUUUUGUAUACAACUGGGGAACGCUUGAUUCUUCAGUUAUUGCCAAAAACUUAGCUUCGGUUUGUAGCGAAGUCAAGGCAAUUUUUCUGAAAGAACGAAGAUUGCUAGACAUUCCGUCACCAGUCUACAUUUUAGGCGAUUUACAUGGAAAUUUCACUGAUUUGCUCAACUUUGAGCGAAUUUUAUGGCACGUGGGACCUGCUUUGUGUCCUUGUAAUCUUCUUUUUUUGGGGGAUUAUGUUGAUCGAGGUUACUUCAGUUUCGAGGUCAUUUCCUAUUUGUUCUCCUACAAGAUACAAAGUCCCAAAAAAGUGUUUCUGUUAAGAGGCAACCACGAAAUUCGACGCGUCCAACAACAGUGGACUUUCGAAAAAGAAUGUAGAAUGAAAUUUGGUGAAAAGUUGGGUCCUUUUAUUUUCAAUUCCAUAAACGAUGCCAUGGACUGUUUGCCCCUUGCUGCGGUUAUUGACGGCCGCGUUUUCUGCUGUCAUGGGGGUAUACCGCCCCCGUGGCUUUGCCCGGUUGUUUCGGCAAUUAACGAUAUUCCCUCGUUGUUGAAUGAUCCACAAGAGCAAAGUUCCCUAGCUUGGGAACUUAUGUGGAAUGACCCAAUCCGGGCAAAAACAGUCACUGAUAAAAUCGCAAUGGAAUUGUUGGCAAAUGAGGGAUUUGCGGUCAAUGCCAAAAGAGGCACAGCUCAUAUUUUCAGUGUCGAAGCUUUGGAGAAGUUUCUCGCUUCGAAUGGGUUUACGCAUUUAGUGCGAGCUCACGAGGUCGUAGAAGCAGGAUUUUAUUUGCAGCAAAAAGGCCACCUUUUGACUGUUUUUUCCUCGUCAAAGUAUUGUGGAGGGGUUAACACUGCGGCGUGUAUUCUCGCCGAUCAAGGUAAAAUCAGGAUUUUGCGACUUGACAGUGAAUAAAAAUUGAAAAG
Messenger RNA from Tribolium castaneum (red flour beetle), 2816 nucleotides. RefSeq lists its product as uncharacterized. Bases 421 to 2805 code for a protein of 794 amino acids. Lineage: Eukaryota; Metazoa; Arthropoda; Insecta; Coleoptera; Tenebrionidae. Gene Ontology annotation, molecular function: calcium ion binding; protein serine/threonine phosphatase activity. The transcript has 12 exons. The record is from RefSeq and is a predicted model, not a curated record. Gene Ontology annotation, cellular component: cytoplasm; nucleus.